AAAAUCAUAGCUUUGUUUUUUAAUUUUUUUUGUUAAUAAUUUUAAUUUCAAAAUUAAACUUGACGCGAAGUUCUACCGUGCCUUUUGAUUGUGUCUAAUUUGACGUCUUUCUGCGGCCAUAUUGAUGUGUGCCCGUGGUAUCAGACACUACCUCCCUCCUUCCUCUUAGCUUACCACCCCGCAGCAAAACGCGCCGUCCAUUAGGUCCAUGAGCAGAUCACCUGUUCACGUGAUUACAUUUAUUGCUUUGAUAAGAUUCCUAACCCUAACUUGAACCAGUGAACCUGACCUAUUUAACUUUAAACCUGUUUAAAUCUAAUGACUUGCGUUGCGGAGCAGACCGGCAUCGUUUUCUAUCUAAUUCUUUCAUUUUAUGCACAAACACGUCGAACAAGCACAAAUACAUCAAUAUUUGAGAUAAAGUUCGUUAACUGAAAAAUUAUCAGUUAAACGUAUCAUACAAAAGACAUAAAUAAGCUAUAUAAUGGUGCAAGAAGCGAAACUAACCAAAAGAAAAACCUUGCAGAAGGAAAAUAUAAGUCAGGAAGAAAGCAAGACCAAGCCCAUUGAGUCGAAAUAUGGACCUGCUGUGUCUUUUCCACAUCAAAGAGUAUGGUCUAGAUGUGUUUUGAUACUAGGAGUAUUAUUAAUAGUAUGGUAUAAUAGCAGACAAGGAAAGGAAAUAUCCUUAGCUAAGCAAACAGAUGUAUUGGUAAGCCGUACACAAAACAUAGACUGCUCUGCUGAUUAUAAAGAUGAAGUAGAAAAAUAUCCUGGUUGUAUACCAGAAAAAUGUGGUAGAGUUGUUAAUGAUAAGCUCAUUUCUACAUCUGAAGUAGAUAUUUUAUUGAAAAUAGCAAAAAGCGGAUUAGAUUUAGGUGGAUCGAAUGGUGGUGCAAGUAUACUAGAUCUUCAUUCUGGCGCUCUGAGCAAAGGCCAGAACUUUAUUAAUGUUUAUAAGCAGCCUAAAGCGAAAAAAAUAUUCAACAGUGCAGAUUUAGCAAUGUAUAGGGUAGUAAAAUCGAAAAUACAACAUGCAGUGGCACAUAAUUUUGGUAUAGAUAUAGAUAAGAUCUAUUUGACUAAACCUACUUUUUUUUCACAACUUACUUCCAAGCCUGCAAUAACCAUACAUGAUGAAUACUGGCAUCCGCAUGUUGAUAAGGAAACGUAUGAAUCCUUUCAUUACACAUCGUUGUUAUAUUUAAAUGAUUAUGAUAAAGAUUUCAAAGGUGGGCGAUUUAUUUUCAUUGAUAAAAACAAUGUCAAUACAACAAUAGAACCGAGAAGAGGCCGAGUAUCGAUGUUUACUUCGGGAAGUGAGAAUUUGCAUUUAGUUGAAAAAGUAAAAUCUGGUGUUCGAUAUGCUUUAACUGUAUCUUUCACGUGUGAUAAAAACGCCGCGAUAUCUGAUCCACACUUUAUCGAUGCUUGAAGUACUUGUAUAUGCCGUCUGUUCUCAAUUAUUGAGUGCAAGUAUAUCUACGUUAUUCAUUUAAAAAGCAAAUCAACUUGUGUUAAAGGAAAAUGAUUUGCUUUCCAAAUCAUCAGGUAUCAAUAUUUCUAUGUUACACAUUAAGUUUAUUCAAUCAAACAGUAUUAUAACAAUAUUUAUAUCUGAUAUUAUAUAGAGGAAUAAAGUAUUGUUUUUGUACAAAUUUGUUUUUCCGAAUAUGCAACUAAACAGAUAUUAGUUUUGAAAUUGAAUGAAUAAUUACAUAUAUAUAAUCAUAGUAAAUUUUUGGACAUCAAGUGCAUUAAACAAAUUAGUGUUAUCACUUGUACUUUCAACUUGUAAGCAGUUAUUUUCACAAUUAUUUUUUACAUCUAACGAUAAAAUACAAAUAAUAGAUACUACACAAUAUAUCAAAACAUUGUUUAUAAAAAUACACAUAUAUUCAUUGUACUUGAGAACUUGAUAAUCAUAUUAGUAAUGGAAUGUGUGUGUGAAAUGUAGACCGUGUUACAUAUUGUGCAUUUAGUCCUACGAUAGUUAGUAAUAAUUUUCUAAACACAUUCUAUGUUGUAGAGAUUCGGUUGACACAUUAUUCAUAAAUAAAGAAAUUACAUAUUGUUA
Pseudomyrmex gracilis is the source of this 2077-nucleotide messenger RNA. Its product is annotated as 2-oxoglutarate and iron-dependent oxygenase domain-containing protein 3-like. Gene Ontology annotation, molecular function: iron ion binding; oxidoreductase activity, acting on paired donors, with incorporation or reduction of molecular oxygen; L-ascorbic acid binding. Gene Ontology annotation, cellular component: membrane. The transcript is spliced from 5 exons. The record is from RefSeq and is a predicted model, not a curated record. Bases 485 to 1435 code for a protein of 316 amino acids. NCBI's taxonomy places the organism in Eukaryota, Metazoa, Arthropoda, Insecta, Hymenoptera, Formicidae.